Molecule: messenger RNA, 1368 nt
Organism: Durusdinium trenchii
Lineage: Eukaryota; Dinophyceae; Suessiales; Symbiodiniaceae
Source: the annotation of a GenBank genome assembly
AUGAAUGUGACUGAGUACUUUAUCCAAAGAGAUGCCCUUGCCGCCAUCUUCCUGGGUUUUGGUAUCAACCCAAAUGUGUCGCACGCCAUGGCCAGAACACCCUGUGGCUAUCCUGGUUUGGUUUGCGAUGAUGCUGGUUUUGUGAUCUUCAUCGGCAUCUCAGGAGGCCUUCCGGGGGAGAUAUCCUGGGAAAUUGGAAAGCUUCAGAAGCUGGAGGAACUCCAUCUUGCUGAUAACUGGCUGCGUGGAGAGAUUCCCAGAUCCUUGGGCUCGCUGAAACGCCUAGAGCAUUUGAUCUUGCGAGACAAUCGCUUGACAGGGGACAUCCCUGCGGAGCUUGGAGAGCUGAAGGCCUUGAAGAAGCUCUUACUAAGCCAUAACUAUCUCACGGGCAGAAUUCCGAAGGAGCUAGGCGCACUGAAAGAUUUGAAGGUCCUUUCUUUGGGAAAGAACCUGCUCACCGGUGAGAUCCCGAAGGAAUUGGGUCAGCUGAAGUUCCUGACACAUUUGAAUUUGCGUCAGAACCUUCUAAGCGGUGAGAUUCCCAGGGAGCUUGGCAAUUUGAAGGUGCUUGAAUCGCUUUACCUCUGUCAAAACAACCUCACAGGUCCGAUCUUUACAGAAGUUGGCAACUUGCGACAACUGCGGCAGCUCGCGCUAUACCAAAACCGCCUCAGCAGUGAGAUCCCACAGGAGAUCUCCCAACUCCGCCUUCUUGAAAGCCUCAGCUUGAGCCAGAACCAGUUGAGCGGCCAGAUCCCUCCUCAGCUGGGGCAACUGGUGGAAUUGAAGUAUUUGAAUUUGCACAGCAAUCAGCUUUGGGGGAAGAUCCCGCGAGACCUGGGAAGUCUUCAGAAGCUCACCUUGCUUCAGCUUGCCCAAAAUCAGCUCACGGGACAGAUACCCUUCGAGUUGGGCCUGGCUACCAAUCUCAGGAUACUUCAUUUGGAGAAGAAUCAGCUGCACGGACAGAUUCCUCAGUCAAUCUUCAACCAUGCAGGCUUGCAGCAGCUGCACCUGCAUCACAACCAGCUGUGGGGCCAAAUAGGUCUGGGAGAGCUCCCCUCUUUGACGGUGCUGCACCUGUCAUACAAUCGCUUGACCGGGGAAAUUCCCAGAAGCAUUGGGCACCUGAAGUCGUUGCAAAGCUUGCACCUGGAGAGCAAUCACCUUUCAGGCCCAAUCCCAGAAGAACUCUGGACGCAGAAGUUGCAGGAUGUGCAUCUCAAUGGAAAUGCCUUCAAGGGUCCUUUGCCACCGUUUCAGCACAUGCUAAACUUGCAGCUCUUGGACCUGGGCAACAACUUCUUUGAGGGCGAAGUGCCCCCCCCUCCCACGAAGCCUGGAACUCUUGGAUCUGAGCCAUAA